Molecule: messenger RNA, 2819 nt
Organism: Polistes canadensis
Lineage: Eukaryota; Metazoa; Arthropoda; Insecta; Hymenoptera; Vespidae
Exons: 10
Coding region: 50-2326 (758 amino acids)
Biological process (GO): regulation of transcription by RNA polymerase II
Cellular component (GO): aryl hydrocarbon receptor complex; nucleus
Molecular function (GO): RNA polymerase II cis-regulatory region sequence-specific DNA binding; protein dimerization activity; DNA-binding transcription factor activity, RNA polymerase II-specific
Source: RefSeq, a predicted model, not a curated record
UUUGUUUGUUUUUCAUUUUUGUUACAGUAAUCCACGAGCAUCGCGAAAUAUGGCAGAAAAACAACGUCGAGACAAUCUCAAUACCAAUAUCUCGACGAUGGCGUCCUUAGUUCCUAUUAUCGUUGGAUGUCCGAGAAGGUUGGACAAGAUAUCUAUCCUACGAUUAGCUACGUCAUAUUUAAGAAUGGAUUACACACUUGGACGUGGAUCGGCCAAUUUUUUACCGAAACAAUUCAAAGACUUGGACGUGGAACAAUACAUUUUGGAUGUGAGUUGCAACGAUUCAAUUUUUGUUGUUUUUUCUUCAGGAACGUCUACCAACAACGAUAUCAUCUUCGUUGGUGUUGCAUGGUUCCCCAAAAAACGUCCUAUUACUGAACUUUCUAUAACGGAUGCUAAUAAAGAAGAAUAUGUAACAAGGCAUUUGGUUGAUGGUCGUAUCAUUUAUUGCGAUCACAGGAUAUCCAUCGUGGCAGGUUAUAUGUCAGAAGAAGUUUCCGGUAUGAGUGCAUUUAAAUAUAUGCACAAGGACGAUGUUAGGUGGACCAUCAUUGGACUACGCCAAAUGUACGAUCGUGCUGAACCUUGUGGCUCGUCCUGCUACAGGUUACUUUCCAAAACUGGCCAAUUCAUUUAUCUGAGAACUCACGGUUAUUUAGAAUACGACAAAGAUACCCAAUCCGUGGAAUCGUUUGUCUGUAUAAAUACUUUAGUCUCUGAAGAAGAAGGUAUUGAAUUUGUUAGAGAAAUGAAAGAAAGAUUUUCAGCUACUGUAUCCGGUUUCACAAAGGCUGCUGCUAUGAUCCAAAAUACUGAAGAUAUUUCUUUCAAUCUGCGGGGACUGGAUUCUAAAAAAUCUAACUCGGAUGCAAGCCUGGAAGAUGCUUCCCAAUUAGAAGACGCAAUUACUCAUCUAAUCAGCGAUUUACCUUCGCCAACUAUUUCGGAAGAUCGUCUAUCACCAAAACCAAUUUCUAACUCACAAUUUGCUAAAGCAGCUAUAUUUUCGCAAAGGUUACCACCGGUAGCUACGCAAACUAGUAAAAUUCGUUUAAAAAAGAUCGAUCACUGUACUCCGACGUUUAACGAUGACAACAAAUGCAGUAACAAUAAUCCUGUUGUAAAACAAGAACCUAGUAACGGAAUGAAGGAAGAACAUCAAACGUUGACAAGCACUAAAACAAUUGCCGAUUCUAUCGUUGAAAAGGAAAUCAUAUCGGAUGAACAACAACAACAGCGACGAGUUGGAAGAAGAAAAACACCGUUGUUUUGUAAUGAGAUGUGUACAGAAAAACCUAUAACUUUGAGAGGAAUGAUGAGAAGGGCAAAAGCUUUAGAACAGAAAUAUCGUAAUAAAGACAUGAAACCUUUAUCCUUACUUGAACGUGACUCUUCUAAAACAACUAGUGUUAUGAAAAAUAACAAUGAGAAGACUAAUAAUAGUCUCGAGUCUUUAGAAAAUGACACGGGCGAAUCCGAGACUGACGUGUCGAAAAGAAAAUAUAACGAAGAUAACGUCGGUAGUGGUGAUACUACAUUACGCUCAAAAAAGCGUAAAAAUAAGAAAAAAUAUGAAAUCGUUUGUGAGGUUCAACACGAACAACAGCAGCAGCAACAAGAACAAGAAGAGCAACAACAACUACAACCAGAAGAACAUAGUGUUUCAUAUGUUCAUUGUAGGACUUUUAUUAACAAUGAACUGUUUACAAGAGUAGAUGAAUUUGAUACUUAUGAUCAGGAGGCUGAUACUCAACCCGUUCAAAUUAUAUCUAUGGACUCACCGAAUUCAAGCAUUCAAGAUUGUAAUAUCAAAUAUCCAAAAUUAUUAGAUUCAUCGAUGCCAUUGGAAAUCCCCAACAUGGUUGAUUUAAACGAGAGAGUUAAUGACAUAUCAUUAGAGGAUAUUCAUGCACUCAACCAUAUCAGGACUUAUCAGGGACGCAAGACUAUUCAGGAGGAGUAUAGCACGAUCAUGGAACAUACUCCAGAUUUUAUGCUAAAAAUAUUUAAUAAUCUACGACCUGUAAUGGGUUUUGAAAAAAACUAUGAUGAGGUUAAUUCACGACAGUUAUCAUCGGUCAAUGAUCAACAAAUGGUCAAUGACGAAUUAACGAGGACUCAUCUGCAACUAGCUAAUUGUAUUACCAUACAAGAAUCCCAAUUCGAUGUAUUAGCACGUAACCUUGAGAAUCCAGUUUUGCAAUCUCAAAGAAAAAAUUUAACUCAGCUACAGGCUGAACAUAAAAUGCAAAAGCAAAUGUUAAAGACAUUGCAACAAGAACAUCUUAAUGUACAAGUCAAUACGAAGCAAAACGUUGGUGUUUAAAUAAUAAUGUCUUUAUACGUAUCUUUUAAAAAUACGUAUCAUGAAAAUAUAAUUUACGAGGGAUUUGAUGUUCGAGGCAUUAUAUCAUCGUCACGUAAAAGGGUGUCGGUCCUUCUCCCCUCUCAAAUUACCGAAUUAACUAUGAGUCUGAAAAAUUUUUACUGGAUCACACACAUUCUAGCAAAAAAUAAAACAAACAAAAAAAGAAAGAAUAAAAGUAAAACAUAAUGAAAAGAAAAGAAAAAUAAUCAACGAGAUUGGCAUACGUGCAAUAUGUAUGCAUCAUCGAAUUGCACCACCGAAGAGAUUCUAUUAUUCUUUUGUCUUCUUGAAGAGAAAAAGAAAGUAAAACUUAUAGAAAAAGAAGGAAGGAAGGAGGUAGAAGAAGAAGAAGAAGAAGAGGAGGAGGAAGGAAAAGGAAACAAAGUUUUUGUCGUUAAAAAUCAAGUUAAUGUACUAUGUUGGUGCUAAAAAAAAAAAAAAAAAAAAAAAA